UACUAGAUUUCUAGAAAAUAAGCAAAGCUUUCCAAAUGCUCUUACCACUAUAUUAGCGCUCUCCUGUCCAAAUUUGGUAGAUUCCAUUAUGACAUUAUUUGCAAAAAUUGGUUUAUCCAACAUUUUGUCAACUAGAAAUUUGUUCCUCUGUGUUUCAUGGUUCCCCCAGAGAGGGGUUAUUGAUGAGGUUUGUGACUGUCCAUCACUGUAGGAUUCUAAAGUAUAUUUGCAGAAACCUAGAGGGGACAGACACAUAUGAUGUGGGGCUCCUUGAGUGCAUGGACUUUACUUUAUUCAAAUUUGCAUGGGCUGUGCCCGGUACAGUACCUGGUACAUUGUGAGCGUUUAUGGAAUGAGUACUUAAAUUUUAUAUUUACUAAUUGGAAUAUAAAAUCAUUCCUAUUGGAGUACUUCAUCUUUGCUCAGUGCCUCUGGACCUCCUCUAGAGUCUCAAGGCAGCAGUCCUUUCCCUGCUGCCUUAAUGUGUGAGACCCAUAGGAGAGCAAGCCCCAGGUGUUUAGGUGCAUUUUGUCCUCCACCAUCUAGCCCCACCUUCCAUUGGAGACCCUGGGAAAGAGCUCAAUUUUAAAACCACUGUUUUGGGCACGCAACAGUUACAUAAACUGUUCACCUGGAAGCUUAGAUUCAGGCUGAGAAGAAAAGUAGUGGAGAGGCCAGGGUCACCCCUGUGAGCUAGAGCCCUCAAGGGCAAAGUCAGGGAGCUGCAGAACUCAGCUGGACCUUCAGGGUCACAAGAACAAAGUUGAGAUGAGGUCAUCAGAGGGAGUUCCUUAUCUGGUCAACACUUUGUGCAAAAGGCACCAAGAGGAAUGGGUAUAAUUAUGAGGUCAAAUUUACUCCAUCCUUUGAUUGUACAAUACAUGGGUUGGAUAAAUCAAGGAUCAAAUCAUGUCCUGUGCAACCUGGUAGUUUCUGCAAAAGCUUAAUAUAGCACAAGUGUGAGUCCAUUCUCCUAACACCAGCUUCAUAAAGGGAAUCUACUGUACUUAACGGAAAAAAAAAAACCUUAAAAACUGCUCUUCUCUUGAGUUCCUAUGCUAAAGCUAAAUGUGUUCCUGUUACAAAUGAACCUCCUAUGGUGAAAUCGGACACAGUAGGGUCAUUUCUUUGUUUUAUUGUGAUACUUGAUUUUUCAUCAUUUAAAAAGCAUGCCCUAGAUUUAAUUAUCACAAAUGAGGGUUUUCUCUCUCUCUGUUUUACCAAAACAUUUAUGCCUCAUGUAAAUGCACAGGUUGUUUCCAGCCACACUUGACCUGACUAUGGGAAAAGAAGAGAAAGGUUUGCUUCUUAGUCUCUAUCUUUAGAGCAUUGUGCAUUCUCCAAAUAGUUCAGUCGCCACUGUCUCCCACCUGCAACUUUUCAUUAGCUAUUCUUGGAUUGAGAACUUUACAGUGUUCUAUGUGGCUUGCUGUAAAGUUUAGCAGGAAUUCUAUUUUCCCUAAUCCCCUUCAGAUUGUAUUCAUCAGAACAGCUUGUUUUCAUAAAUAUAUUCCAAAAUAAUCUGUCCCCAUUUGUUUUUAAGUAUAAGAAAUUUAAGUCUGUAUAAUAUAUAUUAAAAUAAGCCUUAGCAAGGUAUCUUUUGAAGUAAUUGAAAACUCUGACAUUGAUUAAAGUAUCUUUCCUAGUUUGUAACUAUGCUAUAAAAUUAGUCACUGGUUCAGACUAUUAAUUAAAGCAAUUUUUCAAAUUAAGGCAUCCCUUAAGAUAUUUUAAUGUUUCUAAAACCAGGCAUUUAAAAGUGUACAUUCUGGCUUAUGCUUUGUUGCAUAAAAGAUAUAAUCUAAUACAGAUGUGGGCAUAGAAUCUAAAAUGAUUCUCCAUGUUCCCUUUAAUGUGUUAAUGCCUUAAAAAUUUUGGCUGAAAAAUGUCUUAACCAAUCUAUACUAAAAUUAAAUGGAAUAAAUUGUUUAGAGGUAAUGCUGGAUUCUAAUGUAUAUUAUAUUAACUAUAUAUCUUUACAUAAGGAGAAAAAUGGGCCAUGUCAUUUUGUUCCCUCCCAGAAAAGAAGGCAUACCCAACCAACAUUUUAGUAUUGAAUUUGCUGUUUAUUUUUAACAUUUUCCUUCAUUUAAAAAAAUUCCAUGAAAGUACUAUGCAUAAUGUUUCUAAAUUCACCUUUCAGUCCCUUUAAUGAAAGAUUGAAAUAUUCUUAUAACUAUGAAAAAUCAUUAGUAAUUUUUAAAUUUUCAAUAAUUUAUAUUAGAGUUAUAAAAGACAUCCAUUUUGCUUUACAAAAUUAUGCUGAAAACUUGGUGUUGUUCAACCUGUUUUCCACUGAACACCAGUGGCCUCCCGGUGUUGACAGGUAUUCCUUGGAAAUGCAGCCCAUGUUCAAAUAGGCUCUAAGGGAUGGAAAUAAGUUGGCACAGAUGGAAGAAGCACCGCUUUUUCCAGGAGAAUCAAUUAAGGCUGUUGUGAAAGAUGUCAUGUAUAUCUGCCCAUUUAUGGGAGCAGUGAGUGGAACCCUGACAGUGACGGACUUUAAGAUGUACUUCAAAAAUGUAGAGAGGGAUCCACAUUUCAUCCUUGAUGUUCCCCUUGGAGUGAUCAGCAGAGUUGAGAAGAUUGGCGUGCAGAGCCAUGGGGACAAUUCCUGUGGUAUAGAGAUCGUGUGCAAGGAUAUGAGGAACUUGCGACUUGCUUAUAAACAGGAGGAACAGCGUAAACUCGGAAUAUUUGAAAACCUCAACAAAUAUGCAUUUCCUCUUUCCAAUGGGCAGGCACAAUUUGCAUUCAGCUAUAAAGAAAAAUUUCCAAUUAAUGGCUGGAAAGUUUAUGAUCCAGUGUCUGAAUAUAAGAGACAGGGCUUGCCAAAUGAGAGUUGGAAAAUAUCCAAAAUAAACAGUAAUUAUGAGUUCUGUGACACCUACCCUGCCAUCAUUGUUGUGCCAACUAGUGUAAAAGAUGAUGACCUUUCAAAAGUGGCAGCCUUUCGAGCAAAAGGCAGAGUCCCUGUAUUGUCAUGGAUUCAUCCGGAGAGUCAGGCAACGAUUACCCGUUGCAGCCAGCCACUGGUGGGUCCCAAUGAUAAACGCUGCAAAGAAGAUGAAAAAUACUUGCAAACAAUAAUGGAUGCUAAUGCACAGUCCCACAAACUUGUCAUCUUUGAUGCCCGACAAAACAGUGUAGCUGAUACCAACAAGGCAAAGGGUGGAGGAUAUGAAAGUGAAAGUGCUUACCCAAAUGCAGAGCUUGUAUUCUUGGAGAUCCACAACAUUCAUGUGAUGAGAGAGUCACUACGUAAAUUAAAAGAGAUUGUGUACCCUUCCAUCGAUGAGGCACGGUGGCUAUCCAAUGUGGAUGGGACACAUUGGCUGGAAUAUAUAAGGAUGCUUCUUGCUGGGGCAGUAAGAAUUGCUGAUAAAAUUGAAUCUGGGAAAACCUCUGUGGUGGUGCACUGCAGCGAUGGUUGGGACCGAACAGCCCAGCUCACAUCUCUGGCGAUGCUGAUGUUGGACAGUUAUUACAGGACCAUUAAAGGAUUUGAAACUCUCGUAGAAAAGGAGUGGAUAAGCUUUGGGCAUAGGUUUGCACUGCGAGUGGGCCAUGGUGAUGACAACCAUGCUGAUCCUGACCGUUCUCCUAUAUUUCUUCAAUUUAUUGAUUGUGUUUGGCAAAUGACAAGGCAGUUUCCUUCAGCAUUCGAGUUUAAUGAACUAUUCUUGAUUACAAUUUUGGAUCACCUUUAUAGCUGUCUCUUUGGGACCUUUCUGUGCAACUGUGAACAACAACGACUCAAAGAGGAUAUAUAUACAAAGACUAUAUCUUUAUGGUCUUAUAUCAAUAGCCAGCUAGAUGAAUUUUCUAAUCCCUUCUUUGUGAAUUAUGAAAACCACGUGUUAUAUCCUGUUGCUAGUCUGAGUCAUUUGGAAUUAUGGGUGAACUAUUAUGUACGAUGGAAUCCACGGAUGAGACCACAGAUGCCAAUUCAUCAGAAUCUCAAGGAGCUGCUGGCUGUCAGGGCUGAGCUGCAGAAGCGGGUGGAGGACCUGCAGAGGGAGGUGGCCACACGCGCAGUCUCGUCCUCGUCCGAGCGAGGCUCCUCACCCUCCCACUCGGCCACUCCUGUCCACACCUCAGUCUGAUGAGCAAGGCUGGUGUCUCGGGCCAUCUUGCUGCUCCACUGUCUCCCGGGUGGCUCCAGGACCUGGCCAUUGCUGUCAGGGCUGUAGCUUGUGAUCUUGUGUCUUAGGAUUAGGCCCAGGGACCAUCUGUGUGGCUAGGUGGCAGCUCCCACUGUCAGUAAGUGCUUUUUGUUUUGUGAACAGCCUGCCACCCUCCUAUCAGCGGUUUCACGGGGGAGCCAGUGUCACACACACCCUGUGAACCACCUUCCCCUACCGUGGACACCUUGGGGGAAACUCAAGUGGCUGCAACACAGCACUUAGGCUUAAGACCAUCUCAUGCCAUUUCUUUCCAAGUUAAACCCUUCAUUAGAAAAAACACCGUUUACUUGAAAGACCACACUGCCAGGCAUGUGGCUUCUUUCAGCUCUUUGCCACAACUUGAAAACUGUUUUUAAAUGAAAUAUUUGGGGGAAUACAGACCAUUGCCAUCUAGUUGACAGUUAUCUUCAUGCAAGGGUCCUCCUGCACCAAUUACUCUUGUGUACAUAUAAGGUAUUUUUUAAAAAGAGAAACAUGCCUUUAUUUUCCUAUGUCCUUUUUUAUGUUUAGAAUAGUCACCUGAGGAGGGAACUGCUUAACUGGACUAUGACAUAAAUUCUUCUCCCAAUGAACUUCGCUAACUUUUGUGUGGUACAUUUAAAAUAAGUCUUUGGAUAUGGUCAUUUCAAUGGCGAUGUUAUUGUCCUCAACCACACUCUGUACUUGCCUCCUGAGGUGGCCCAGCCCAUUCACAGGGGUAGCAGUGGGUGCCUCAGGACAGCACAAAUUAGGAGUGCCGAGGACUCAGGCAGCUGUGCCUAAGUGCUAGCCUCCCGACAGCUCCUUCAAGAGCAGCGCCUGUCGGUAGUUCCUAGGCUGUGUGUGCAGCCCACCACCUCUUGACAAAUGCCAGGCAUCUGUGUCAAAGCAAGGCUGCUUUGAUUUGCUGGUACAAAAUACUGCUUGUCGUUUUACCACAAUCCCUUCACCUCAGUUUACUCACACAGCUGCCUGUCCAUAUUUUAAAGCAACCACUGUGCUGCGGCUGGGGUUUGUCUGAGCAGAGCACACACUUCCCUUGGCUCUCCCUUCUCAGAGCCAGCCUCAGUGGGGCAGGCUUCUCCAUGUGGUUUUGCACCUUCACUUAAUGAAUUUAAGCUCUGUGAUUCUAAGUCCUUGCAAGAAUGAAUUUAUGAUCAGUUCUUAGCUCCUGUGUGCGGGGUGCCUAUUUCUGCAAGUCACCAGACUCCGACCUGCAGCAGGUGGUAAGCUUUGCUCUCGGAGGCUUAGAUGGUCAGCCCAAGAGCUGCCGCCUUGUAUCCUCUUCUGGGUGGUGUCAAGUCACUGAAUGCCACGUGGAGUCCUACAUGCUGACCUUUCUUUUUAAAAUAUAUUCCUGAAAAUGGUUUUCUAUGGUCAAAUAUAGAGAAUAGAUUUUCUUUCAACUUGCAAUCUUCUGAUUCUUACAGAAAAUUAUCCUUCGAAGAUACUAGAAAUAUUUAUUGAAGAUAAUUUGAUAACCUCAAAUUAAUUCUCCAUUUUUAUCAUCUGGGGGAUUUGUUUCUAAAUCAUAGCCUAAUUAAUGCUAGCUUUGAUUUGUGUUCCCAACAUAUCCAAAAGCUGAUUUAUGGAUAAACUAGUAUUCAUUGAUGUACUGAUUUUUUAAAAUAGAGAGACAUUUCCCAUUUUUAUUCCCCUGGAAAAAUAUAAUUUAAUUUCCCAGCAGUACUAGGACUGUUAAACAUACUGUGGAGUGGAUGGUGCUUUUGGCAGAACCAGAGAAGCUGGGAGGGCUACUUCUUGGUGAGGUGGGCCAACCUGGUGUGGGUGGGGUGGGAGCUGGCCCCUGCCAAGCUGCAUGCGUGCACCCUCACCUGGAUGGUCUCUGCCAGCAGGAUCCCUAGAAACUCCCAUUUGAUUUUUAAAAAAGCACAGCAGAGCGUUUCCCUUUGUAUGUUCCUAGAACAGAACUGUUUCUAAAACAACUUGAAGAAUAGUUUUAUUACCUAAGCAUCUUUUUUUGUUGUUUUAUUUAAGUGUACUAGAAUGUAAAACCUUUACGGUUCAGGUUUUUAAAAACUGGUACAAUAUUGUAUUUGCCUCAUCUGAUGCACUGUAUUUCAGUCUGUAAUUAAAAUUACAAUAUGUUUGCUC
Messenger RNA from Sciurus carolinensis (gray squirrel), 6281 nucleotides. RefSeq names its product myotubularin related protein 1 (gene Mtmr1). The coding region runs from base 2391 to 4106 and encodes 571 amino acids. The transcript is spliced from 14 exons. Gene Ontology annotation, biological process: phosphatidylinositol dephosphorylation. Lineage: Eukaryota; Metazoa; Chordata; Mammalia; Rodentia; Sciuridae. The record is from RefSeq and is a predicted model, not a curated record. Gene Ontology annotation, molecular function: phosphatidylinositol-3,5-bisphosphate 3-phosphatase activity.